AUGCGACGCAAGGCCAAGAUGCAUCACGGAGGUCCAUUAACGCAAGGCCAAGAUGCCUCAUCGAGGUCCAAAGCAGAUUUCGGCGAAGGCGAUCUCGGCGUGACUUACUACAGCUGCCGAGGUAUAUGUAAUAUGAUUGAGCGGCACGGAAACAGCAACGUCGAUCGGCCCGGCACGCGUCCCGCAAUUAUAAUCAACCUCCAAUAUGAAUAUUUGCUUCGGUAG
Puccinia triticina is the source of this 225-nucleotide messenger RNA. RefSeq lists its product as uncharacterized. The transcript has 2 exons. Bases 1 to 225 code for a protein of 74 amino acids. NCBI's taxonomy places the organism in Eukaryota, Fungi, Basidiomycota, Pucciniomycetes, Pucciniales, Pucciniaceae. The record is from RefSeq and is a predicted model, not a curated record.